This is a messenger RNA of Solanum verrucosum, 1653 nucleotides long. Its product is annotated as polygalacturonase At1g48100. Bases 1 to 1464 code for a protein of 487 amino acids. The transcript is spliced from 6 exons. NCBI's taxonomy places the organism in Eukaryota, Viridiplantae, Streptophyta, Magnoliopsida, Solanales, Solanaceae. The record is from RefSeq and is a predicted model, not a curated record. Gene Ontology annotation, biological process: carbohydrate metabolic process. Gene Ontology annotation, molecular function: polygalacturonase activity.
AUGGAGAAAAUAUUUCUUUUACUAUGUCUUAUUAUUAUUAUUACGAGUAAUUCUAUCAAUGUUGAUGCAAGACAUCACAUUUCCAAGAAAACAAAGAGCAAAAAAGUUAAUAAUGCUCCUAGUCCUAUCGAAGGUAGCGUAAACGAACCAUCACCAUCACCAGUAUCACCACCACCAGUAUCACCAGUUUCCUCGCCUAGUAGUAAUGUAGUACCAUCCGACCCGAGUUACGGAGGGGGGCCCGCAUUGAACCCAGAAGAGGACUGCAUUUUCGAUGUCAUGGAGUAUGGAGCCGUCGGGGACGGCUCCACGGAUGACACCGAAGCGUUCGUCGCGGCUUGGAAAGCCGCGUGUCAAGUUGAAUCCGCGGUGCUAUUGGCUCCCGCGGACCGUAUUUUUAUGAUUACUUCUACUAUUUUCUAUGGUCCUUGCAAGCCGGGACUCGAAUUUCGCGUAAAUGGGGUGUUAAUGACACCAGAAGGACCAGAUUGUUGGCCUAAAAAAGAUAGUAAAAGGCAAUGGAUUGUGUUUUAUAAACUUGAUAAUAUGACUUUUACUGGUACUGGUACAAUUGAAGGUAAUGGUGAAAAAUGGUGGGAACUCCCUUGCAAACCUCACAGGGGACCUAAUGGCUCAACUUUACCUGGACCAUGUGACAGCCCUUCUAUGAUAAGAUUUUUCAUGAGCUCAAAUUUGACGGUGCGAGGUUUAAGAAUACAAAAUAGUCCUAUGUUCCACAUGAAAUUCGAUGGAUGCGAAGGAGUAUUGAUAGACCAAUUAUCAAUUUCUUCGCCUAAGCUUAGCCCAAACACCGAUGGAAUUCAUAUCGAGGACACCAAGUCUGUAGGAAUCUACAACUCCGUCAUAGCUAAUGGGGAUGAUUGCAUAUCAAUUGGGCCUGGUUGUUCAAAUGUUGAGAUUGAAGCAGUCACAUGUGGGCCUAGUCACGGGAUCAGUAUUGGGAGCCUAGGGGUGCACAAUAGCCAGGCAUGUGUGUCGAACAUAACGGUCCGCAACACCAUUAUUCGAGAUUCGGACAACGGAGUCCGGAUCAAGACAUGGCAAGGAGGUUCUGGAUCAGUAACAGGACUAUCAUUUGACACAAUUCAGAUGGAAAAUGUGCGCAACUGCAUCAUCAUAGACCAAUACUAUUGCCUCUCAAAAGGCUGUCGGAACGAGACGUCGGCUGUAAGCGUGGGCGACAUCUCGUACCGGAACAUCAAGGGCACCUACGAUGUGAGGAGUGCCCCCAUACACUUUGCCUGCAGUGACACUGUAGCCUGCACUAAUAUUACAAUGUCUGAAGUUGAACUCUUACCACAUGAAGGCGAACUCAUGGAAGAUCCUUUCUGCUGGAACGCUUAUGGAAUUCAGCAGACGUUAACGAUACCUCCGAUUGAUUGCUUGCAAGAUGGAAUGCCACUGGCAAUUGGAGAGGCUGUUGACUAUUCCUGCAGUAUCUGAUGAUCAAUUGAUCGAUCGAUCGAGGAGUUCACAAAUGUUAAUUAUAGCUUUAUGUAAAGUUUACUUACUAGCUAGGCUGGUUUCUAUCUCACUUAUACUAUUUUGUACUAGCAGAUAUGGUCUAUUUUAAUGACCUAUUGUCUGUACUAGAGAAUGAAAUGUCUACUAAUAAAAUGAUUAGUUUGAAGA